AUGGAGGAUUAUACGAGUGGAAAAUUAAAAGCCUAUGUUGAAGUUAGAGGUGGAGUAGUAAGUUUGGAUCUAAAUAGAAAAGGACUCUCCAGGGUACCUGAUGCAGUCACUGAACUGACUGAAGUGCAGGAACUUAGGCUGGAUGACAAUAACCUGACCGAAUUACCAACAAGUAUUAACAAGCUGAAAUAUCUUAUGAGGCUGCAUUUGAAUGGUAACAAACUUACAGAACUUCCUUCUGAGAUUGGUGACUUAAAGGAGCUGAGGAGUCUGGAUGUGGGAGGCAACCAGUUGGUUAGUUUACCUGCCAGUAUACAGAAGCUGAAUCAGCUUGAGUGGCUGUCCUUGUCUAAGAACAAACUUAGAGAACUGCCAUCUGAGAUUGGUGACUUAAAGGAGCUGAGGUGGCUGGAUGUGAGUAGCAACGAGUUGUUUAGUUUACCUACCAGUAUAGAGAAGCUGAACCAGCUUGACGAGGUGCACUUGAGGAGGCUGGACGUGAGUAACAACGAGUUGGUUAGUCUACCUACCAGUAUACAAAAGUUGAACCAGCUUAAGAGGCUGGACUUGAAGAGUAACAAUUUUACAGAACUGCCUUCUGAGAUUAUGGACUUAAAGGAGCUGAGGAGUCUGGAUGUUAGUAAUAACUUGUUGGUUAGUUUACCUACCAGUAUGCAGAAGCUGAACCAGCUUGAGGAGCUGGGCUCGUAUGGUAACAGACUUACAGAACUGCCUUCUGAGAUUGGUGACUUAAAGGAGCUGAGGAGGCUGGAUGUGAGGUACAACCAGUUGGUUAGUUUACCUACCAGUAUACAGGAGCUGAACCAGCUUGAGGAGCUGCACUUGUCUUGGAACAAGCUUACAGAACUGCCUUCUGAGAUUGGUGACUUAAAGGAGCUAAGGAGGCUGUAUGUAACACGCAACCAGUUGGUUAGUUUACCUACCAGUAUACAGAAGCUGAACCAGCUUGAGUGGCUGUACUUGUCUCAGAACAAACUUAGAGAACUGCCAUCUGAGAUUGGUGACUUAAAGGAGCUGAGGAGGCUGGAUGUGAGUAGCAACCAGUUGUUUAGUUUACCUACCAGUAUACAGAAGCUGAACCAGCUUGAGUGGCUGUACUUGUCUAAGAACAAACUUAGAGAACUGCCAUCUGAGAUUGGUGACUUAAAGGAGCUGAGGAGGCUGGAUGUGAGUAGCAACCAGUUGUUUAGUUUACCUACCAGUAUACAGAAGCUGAACCAGCUUGAGGAGCUGCACUUGAAUGAUAACGAACUUGCAGAACUUCCUUCUGAGAUUGGUGACUUAAAAGAGCUAAGAAGUCUGGAUGUGAGAAACAACCAGUUGGUUAGUUUACCUACCAGUAUACAGAAGCUGAACCAGCUUGAGGAGCUGCACUUAAAUGGUAACAGACUUACAGAACUGCCUUCUGAGAUUGUUGGCUUAAAGGAGCUGAGGAGUCUGGACGUAAGUCACAACCAGUUGGUUAGUUUACCUACCAGUAUACAGAAGCUGAACCAGCUUGAGGAUCUGUACUUGUCUCAUCAAAAACUUGCAGAACUUCCUUCUGAGAUUGGUGACUUAAAGGAGCUGAGGAGGCUGGAUGUGAGUAGCAACCAGUUGUUUAGUUUACCUACCAGUAUACAGAAGCUGAACCAGCUUGAGGAGCUGCACUUGAAUGAUAACGAACUUACAGAACUUCCUUCUGAGAUUGGUGACUUAAAGGAGCUGAGGAGGCUGGAUGUGAGUAGCAACCAGUUCUUUAGUUUACCUACCAGUACACAUAAGCUGAACCAGCUUGAGGAGCUGGACUUGUCUGGUAACAGACUUACAGAACUGCCUUCUGAGAUUGGUGACUUAAAGGAGCUGAGGUGGCUGGAUGUGAGUCACAACCAGUUGGUUAGUUUACCUACCAGUAUACAGAAGCUGAACCAGCUUGAGGGGCUGAACUUGUCUGGUAACAAACUUACAGAACUGCCAUCUGAGAUUGGUGACUUAAAGGAGCUGAAGUCGCUGGAUGUGAGUGGUAAUCCUUUAUCUAUGGAUGCAAUACAGCUUCUAGAGAUGAAGAAAAAGGGAAUGACCGGUUCGGUUAUUACAGGUGGGUGUGGGAAUAAUUUUCAAUGAAAUUGUCAUCAAUAAGACGGUUUUUAGGAUGGUACUUUUAUCAUUUAUAGAUGGAAAAUAUUUCAAUUUAAAUAGUGCCAUUAUUUUUGUCUUUGUUUUUUUAAAGACCUACCAGUAUUUCAAUUUUGCAAACGAAACCUUCCUUCAUACUUUGUGUAGUUAGUUGUUAAUAGUUUCAGAUGAAACUACUCACUGUGGCAUUUGCUUGACUGCUAUCAAAAACCUGAGCAUCAGUGGGGAAAAGUUUGGGUCGAAUUUUUGGCACAAAUACGUGUAGUUAAAACUCUUUUUACUUUCUAGGCUAUCCAGAGUACUUUUAUAUCUUUAGAAAUGCAUUGCAAUCGGCGCUACAGAAUUUGAAUCUGUUCAGUCUAGCCUGCGUGGCAGGCGGCGCAGAAAGGGGAGGCGGGGGAGGGUUCGGUCAGAAAGGGGGGAGCAGGAGUGGCGCAGUGGAGAGAGCAUUCGCCUCCCACCAAUGUGGCCCGGGUUCAAAUCCCGGCGUCGACGCCAUAUGUGGGUUGAGUUUGUUGUUGGUUCUCUCCCUUGCUCCGAGAGGUUUUACUCCGGGUACUUCGGUUUUCCCCUCUUCUCAAAAGCCAACAUUUCCAAAUUCCAAUUCGACCAGAAAUCAGGUAGACGAAGAACCACUAUGUGGAGGUGCUACCUGCAAAUCGUUAUUUAUUUAUUUAUUUAUUUAUUUAGGGGGAGGGAGAAAAGCGCGAAAGCGGGGAAAAGGGAAGGGAGCCCCUUACCAACUCUCCUCAAUCCCCCUUCCCUUUUUCCAUUCCCCCCUAUCCCCUACCUUUUUCGAAGCCUGCUACGUAGGCUAGUUCGGUUAUCCUAGGGCAACUUAAGUCUUUUCGAAAUUACAAGGGCUUCAGUAUUAUUUUCCCGACAAUUUUAGGUGCAAUUUAAAGUUUUACGAAAGUAAGAAUUCUCUCGGAUUCGAAAAUGUGAUGGACCAUCACAUUUUCGAAUCCGAAAAUUUUAGGUUUCCUUUUCCUACGAAAAAUUGCUUAACCUGGGGAGUGAAAUGCGCGAGAUUAAACUUUACAAAAUCGUAGGGAAUUUAUUAGAUAAGACGCUUCGAAAAUUGUAAAUGAAUGGAGUGGUCAUCUAGAAAGUUUUAGCCUUCCUUUCCUUAAGCUAUAGAAAAUUUAAGGCACUUUUUGCCUCCCCAAACAGAUAUUUACGGAAAAAAGUCAUUGGGUGCCCCUGAUUAUUGAAUGAGGGUGAGUAUGAUGUGAAGAAGUUUGCGGAUCGACGAGGAUUUUAGGUGGAUAACAGCCUCCGAGAUCUGCAUAAUUCUUCACAUCAUAUGAAAGCCGCUUCUAAUUUUGGGCUGACGUAACGUACAAAUGUCUGAUUACCACUGUAGGGCAGAUGCAGUUAUGCGUGAGUCAAUUCCAGCUGCGCCCAGCGCCCCCCUUCUCCCGGGCUGAACCCCGGGCAUUAGCAUUUUUUUGCCUUGGGUGGCAAAUUCCCGGGGGUGGGGACUCUUGAGCUGUCAAAUCCCCCGGGGUGGGAACGAAAAAAGAGGGCAAAUGCCCCGUCCUCCGUCAACACUGCAACAUUUUCGUUGAUCGCACAGUCGAGGAGUACCAUUUUAAGCUUUUUAAUGUGCGAUUUUUUGUUUCAAUUAACGUCUUCCUUUGUAAUAGUGCUAGUCUAAUUAAGACUUCACGCCGUGACGAGACCAGUUUAUGGUUUUAGUAUUGUUAUAAAAUUAUUGACAUUAACAUUAACAGUGCGCAGUAAAGUUAACUGCUAUGAAUAGGUUUAUAAAUAUGAAAGGAUGUUCUUCAAAUAAUAUCAAGAGAAACUUGAUUUAGUAACCCAAAAAACGUUGAUUCAUGUCGAUAGCUUCCGAGUUUCGCUAUGUAAUUCUGGCUUGAUAAGCGGAAGAAAUUCAUGCAUAAAAUCGAGAACAUGUCUUUACAAACCUCUUCAGUUUUUUCCUGUCCUUGACAAAUGAGCCAAUCUGGUUAUUUUCCAGUAAAAUCCUCUGUGUAGUUAUAUUCUGAUAGGAAACCGUGUGCGUGUCAAAAGCUCGGGGUUGGCCCCGGGGUUGGCAAAUGCCCGGCCCCCGGGCAGCGCAAGAUUUGCAAAUGCCCCACCCCCGGGACUGACAUGGCGGGCAAAUUCCCCGCAGUAGCCCGGGGGGUGGGGGCUGGGGACAGCUUGAUCUUCUGUGGCACCCAGUUCUCAGGGGAUGGGGUACUCCGGAUUUCAAGUUACGGGGAUGUUCGAAUGCGGACAAAAAUCAACCCUCCCCCCCCGAAAAAAAAUCCAUAGGGUUUCUUACAAAACCCACAAAAUCCCUGCACAAAAAUUACCCCUUCCCCCUCCCGCCAAAAAAAAAAACAUGGCAAGAGAGACCUUGUACCCGGGCACCGGCACCGUACCCGAAUUCUAGCGUGGGUAUGCUUGAAAAAAGAGUGUGUUCACAUUAGUGCCCAGCGAGUACCGUACAUUGGCACCAAGUGUGAACGCUGCAUUACUCUUCCGCGUGCAACAAAGGAAAUAGGACACGUGUGCCGGCACGCGGGCCAUUUGUUCCAUUGAUGUCGAAUUCCGAUUUUAAUAAAACAGAACAGUUUGUUGUGUCGGCAUAAAAACUGAAGGUUUCUGGUAUGCUGUAUACGUAGACAUACAGACAUAUUCAGGUUUAUCCUAAUUUAUCUUAUCAUUGCAUCUUAUGUUCCGCAAGGAGUAAUGAGGAUGUCUUCCUUCAAACAAACUGCUGAAAGUGGAACCCUUUCAAAAGUGGUUGAGACAGUGUUACCUGUAAAAGCCGCCAAAGAAGAGGUUGUAGUAGAGCCUGAAGAUGAAACUGAAGUUGAAGACAAUACUUAUGUCGGCGAAAGCAGAAGUGUUGUUACAGAGUAAGUACUGUUUGAAUAAAAAUUCAGUGGAACGUCUGACGACGGCAACGGCAGCAAAAAGUUACGUACUAAGUACAUUUGCAUGUGUAACUGCGGUACCUCUGAGGCGUUGCCAGUCGACCUCUGCUGAGUCGUUUUUCAUCAUCAUCAAGUGCCAUCUGCUAGUAGUAGAUCGGCUAUCAUGGAUCUCCAGCUGCUCCGAGUCGUUUUUAACGCGUCGAUUUUCGAAACUGGUGAUAAAAGAAGGCCUAUGGAUAACAAGCUUGAACAUUUUACCCCCCAAAAGUGGCAGUGAAACAUUCUUGUUCAGCGGGAGAUCAGAUACCGUGACGUCUCGUCUUCAAUAGUUUUCCUUUUUCAUCCUUCCACACCAGUGAUCGGGGAAAUCGACCUUUCUUCUCCGGAGAGCGUUAUUUAAAAACUUGCUUUUUAGUGCGUGUGUAAUUCUGAUAUGAGUUAUAUCUGUAGACGGAAGACUAAUUCCACCGAAAAAGAUGCUUUUUCAAAGAGCCGAAAAAGGCGUCUGCUCUCGCAGGUUUAGAUACGUGUGGACGGGGCCUAAUGUUUUUAAUGUCUUUUAUUUUUUGCACGGGUUGCGUGCACCGUGUGCACUCUUCAUCUACAACAUAAGUUUUGAAUUUCCAGCGUGUGCGAGACCCAUUAGGAUUACAAGUACGUUCUUUUCACAAUGUUUGAUUUUUUAUCUAAAACAAUUAUCUGGCUAGUCAGAUUCAUCGAAUACCCCUUGGAAAAGUGUUGUGCUCACCGUAACAGUACUAAGCAUAAUUAUACGUCGUAGACGAACAUCCGACUGAACGUCGCAGUCAAAAUUUACUAAAGGUUCUGUUUUUUCAAUAAAAUAUUGUUUGAAAUCCGACAACGACAGACUUUGUUUAGUUUCUUUGCUCAACGCUAAGGGUAGGGUAUCCUAAUUUUGGAGGAUAAAAGCAGCUAAGAGUUGAUGUUAAAUAAUAUAGUUAACAUUAUAUUAUAUUUAUAUUCUAGUGCGACGAUUUUUCUGUCUUGAAAUCGUCAUAGAGAAGAAGACUAACAUUGACCCCGGCACUGCGCGAAAAAAAAAACAUUAUUGUCCAGUCUCUGUCCCCUAUCCCCCAAAAAUCUUUACUUAUUAUAUUCCUUAUUUAUUGUAGAUUUUACUCGAACCUUGAACUAGUGAAAGCUGUGUUUUGAAAACAACCGACUAUUAAAAUUUUGGCUCAUUGCAGAAAAGUAGUGACCAGUGAAGGUACCCGCUGGGCCCUCAAACUAGGGGCUGUCCAUCUUAUAUUCCAUCCAAAUGCUGUGUCUGAGCCUACGUCAAUGGUGGUCUACAGAUGGAAGUCCAGUGUCGGCUCACCCCCGCUGCAGGAACACGAGGCCAUUGUCAGCAAUGUUAUUGAACUAUCUUCCCUCGAUGGCCGACGCCUGCAAUUCAAUACCAUGGUGACUUUGUCGCUUUCUCACAGCGCACCGGACCUACGGGGCUACGAAGUGGUGAUAAAACGGCAGAUCAACAAGGAGACCAAUGAAUGGGAAGACGUGAGUGGAACCAAGGACUUACGCUGUCGCCAAGGUAUAGAAAUUUUCUCUAUGUAGUAGACUUAUGGCAACUAUAGAGAACCGUUUGGCAGACCCUGUUUCCCUAAGCGGGAGGCGGUGUACGUCAUCCGUAUUGCUGAAGGGUUUCUUUUGUUUUGUUUUUUUGAGAUAGUGUCCAUAUCAAGUGUUGCAGUUGCGAUUGCGCUCUCGAUCUGAAUCUUAUUUCCAGUCUUGAUUUCUAUAACGUCAGUCUUUUUUAGAUGGCAAAGGAAGUAAAAAAAGUGCAUAAUUAUUAUGAUAGUUACAUUUUACUUGUAUUUUUUAUCGGUAGCAGACAUCGAAGAUGAGCGCCCUUCUCACAAGGAUAUACCAGACCUUUUAUUCCCCGUUGCUCAAGCUGACAUAAAUGAGUGCUCGACAUAUGCAGUGGUUUGCCGUCUCAAAUCUUCUCCGCCUUACAGCAUCACAUCUACUGGCGGUUUAUUCACUCAUCCUGAUUAUCCAGGCGUGACGGUUACAGUCCCCGAGAAUGCUGUUGCACCCGAGUCACCGUUUACCCUGGAGUUAAAGGUUGGUGUGAUUAAAAAGGUACAUUUAUAAAGAAAGUAUUAUCGUAAAGGCUUUUUAAAGUGAUACGGUUUUUUUAGAAAAAUGACGAUCUAAUAAUGACCAGUUUAGAAGGCUUGACUGAAAAAUCGUUAACUGAAUAUUUGUAGCGAUCUUUUUGUUACUUAAAUUGCGUUAACUUUUUAUUUAACUUAUUGGGAAUCCACGUCAAUUUUAAAGCCUAAAGAAUACAUAAAAUUAACUGCUGAUGAUUACUCUUUUAAAUGGUACAGGUGCAAGAAGUUCCAAAUGAAGAAUUUGAAGAGGAAGGUGUAUUUCUUGGUCCUAUAGUGCGAAUUAAAUGCUCUGAGGUUGUCCAGUUCUUUAGGCCUGUAACGAUUCAGCUGCCAGUUUCUCUUCGAGACCGGCAAGACUUUAAACCAGAUCCCACUAAAUGCCAUGUGAGAGUGUUGUUCCUGAAUUGCGAGGAGGAAAAAAGAGAAUGGACUGAACUCACUGAUCUGGUGAAGCCUGCACAGUUUGACGGGAGUUUUGUUAGGAUCCAGGUCCAACGAUUUUCUGGGUAAAGACGCUAAAAAAAUCAUUUAGUUAUUUCAAGAGAGGAUAAAAAGGACAGAGAAGGCAUCCCCCAUACACACCCUAUUCUAUAGAUAAUUCGUCUCGAGUUAUUUUUAGAAUCGGGAUAAAGUUACCUCGCGCGCUGCGUGGAUGUUUCGCGGACGUUUCGCAUGACUAAACGCCGUGCAAAACAUGUCGGGCGAAAGGCAAUGAAAGCGUAAAGAGAUCGAGAACAUUUCUGAAUAUUGACGCGAAAUGAGUCGGCGCUCACCUGGGAAAAGGGAAUCGCUGGACUCUUUGACAACCCGUGAAGUCAGCUUAACUCGAAGUUGUCGUAACCUCAGUGUUUUAAUAAAAUGAGAAAUUUCGCCGGACUAUUGAAACCGGUCGUUUGUACAAUAAAGCAAGUAGGACGCCAAGUGUUAUUUUUGUUGAAUAAUAAAAGACUAAUAAAAGAAUAGAUAUCAAACCAAAAAUUGCUCUCUUCAAACUGUAAAUUAAAAAUGAUCUUGAGAGAAUAUUCAGUGUAUUAAGGAUUUCCCUGCUGUACUGUUAGCUCUAUACAAGAGACGAAGCGCUGACACCGCUUUAGUAGAAAUCUCUCCUUAGUCGUUUUUGUCGACAAAACGAAUAGCAAUAUCGCUCUCUGCGUCUUCCGCUAUUUUUUUCAGCGUCAAUUCGUGAAGGACGCGUGGUUAUGAGCGUGGGUCAUCCACGCGGAACACAUUCGCGCUAUGUGAUUGGCUGUUGUGUAAUCCCCCUUGGGAUCUGUGGUCUUAAAAAUAACUCGAGACGAAUUACCUAUGGAAUAGGGUGUGUAUGGGGGAUGCCUUCUCUGUCCCCUUUAUCCUCUCUUGGUUAUUUUGAAUAGAUGGACUUGUUUAAAAGGCACUGUUUAACGGAUCCAACAAUGGUAAGUGUUAGUCCAACUUCAUUCAUCAUUGUUGGACGCAGCAUGUUAGAUCUGUUUUGUGGUGUUUCGAUAUAGUUUUUUAGAGGCUAUACCGAUAUUUUUCAAUCGCUUUAAAAAUGAUUUUAUCCUUGUCUGAUCGCUAUAAAAUUUUAAAUAAUGAUUGACUAUAGCUUGAAAUUUGUUAAAAUGUAGGUUUUAGUAAAAUUGAUAUUACUAUGACAACAAUAAACAAAAAACUUUGAAAUUGAUAAACGCCCAAUUUUGCGCGAUCUAGACCAGCUACUGAAAAUCCAGCCCUAGGAACUUAAAGUUUGGUGUUUAGCAAACAACCUCCGAAAGAAGUAAAAAAUUCUGUAUGUUUGAAUUCGACUAAAACGAAAGUAUAUUUCAAGCCUUAAAUUUUCAAUAGCCGUGAUAGAUUAUUUAGUGAAAACGUUAGAAAUGACUCAGAUUACUCCUAAGUAGCGUCAGAAUGCUGCUUAAUAUCAUAUUUCGAUGCUAAUUUUGCUAAUUUUUCCAAAUUAAUGCGGACAAUACAUAUAUCCAUGACUAGUAUGUUUCAGUGUGAGUAUUGUCAAUGUUUUAAAUUCAAAAGAUGCGAUAAAUUCAAAGUAAAAUUUACUAGUCAUGGAGGUUAGUAUAGUGCGCAAUAUUUUGGAAAAAUGAGCAUAACUUCAAAACAGUGAAUGUUGUAGCGCUGAUUUUUGACAGGUUCGUAGGAUAGGUUUGUCUUGAAAUUUUAAGAUGUUGCAGUGAAUCAAUCUCAAUGAAAGUUUCAGACCUUUUUAUAUACAUUAUGAAGAUUAUGUGAAAAGGUUUUUAAAAAAAUUCUUCGCGUCGUUUUAGAGAUAUACAAAAAAGCGCUAAAAAUCCAAAUUUUGAAUUAAGUUGCGCUUAUACAGGUGGUGAGAAAACGGGUUAGUUUUUAAGAUCGCAAGAACGAAAAUACACCAAAAUUUCCUACCAACGAACUUAGAUAUUAGGGAACUUAAGAACCACGACGACGGCUUGGUCGACGACGACCGGAAGUGAGUUACACUGUACUGCGCAAGCGCGACCAGUAAAUUUCGUCGUCGUGGUGUCGUCGACGACGCCAAACAAAGUAGAAUCACGUCGUCCUGUAAUCCACAAGCUUCGGCAGGUAUAACUCGACUGUUUUAAGCGAUUUUUGAAGGCCUUUGCAUUUUCUUGUCCUCCUAAAUCCAGGUGUCGUUCCUUUUUUCUCCUAACAAGCGAUGUUGAUUGAAAAUUCGACUAAUGAACUGAUUUUACUUUGAAGAAUGACAACAGCUGAGGAGGCCGAGCGAGCGAACUCGUAAGUGAAUUGUGAUAAAUUUAUUUGUACGUAUUUAGGUAAGGCAAAUCACAUAUCUUUAAUAUAGAGGAAAUAAACUUUAUAUGGAAAACAGCUAUCACAUCAGAAUGUCUCUUUUUCGAAAUCUAAACUCUGACAGACACUCGGACUCGGUCAUCUCAUUCAAGUUGAAAGUUGAAUAAUUUCGUACGGAAAGUAGGUGUAUUUCCACUCGAAAAGGUCAGACAACACAAAAAAUUUUUCAUCGUCAAUGAAAUUAGACGUACGGCUUGAACAAAUAAGAUCUUGCAUUGUUUUGAAAGACGCCAUUGCGAAAAGCUUCGUUGCGAACGAACGUCACAGUUUUAUGUCUGUGUUUACAUUCAGUGUCGUCGUCGUCGACCGACGGCAUCUUAACUUUCCUUUUUUCCGCCGAAACUGACGUUCUCGUUCCAGUCUUUUCCCAGUCAACAGACGUCGUCGUCGUGAACUUCGUCGUGGUUCUUAAGUUCCCUAUUAAGCAGCAUUCUGACGCUACUUAAGAAUAAUUUGAGUCAUUUAUAACGUUUUUAUUAAAUAAUCUAUCACGGCUAUUGAAAAUUUAAGGUUUGAAAUAUAUUUUCGUUUUAGUCGAAUUCAAACAUACAGAAUUUUUUACUUCUUACGGAGAUUGUUUGCUAAACACCAAACUUUAAGUUCCUAGUGUUGGAUUUUCAGUAGCUGGUCUAGAUCACACAAAAUUCGGCUUUUAUCAAUUUCAAAGUUUUUUUGUUUAUUGUCGUCAUAGUAAUAUCGAUUCUACUUAAAACUACAUUUUCACAAAUUUCGAUCCAUAGCCAAUUACUGGUGAAAAUUUGUAUGGCGAUCGGAAAAAACCACUUCUAAUGCGAUUGAAAAAUAUCGGUAUGGCCUCUGAAAAACUGUAUCGAAACACCUUAUGGUGUUGGAUGCUGUUGGAUCGAGUUUGACUUCGCCUAUCCGCAGACGUUUUCUCUUCGACAGCGCGCGCCUGUUUUCUCCUUUCCCCACCUCUACCCCAAACCCGUUGCGCUUGAACACAAUAAAUUCCCCUGCGGUUUUUAUUUCCUUAUGUGAGCUCGACGAUCUACAAAGAGAAAAUUGAUGGUCUGUGUACAGGCUCGAUUUGCGUGAGUUAAACCCGUAAACUGGUAUGCGAUGGACCAUGUCACAACUUGGAUUAAACAAAGUCCCCAUAUGACAUAUUGGACUGUUUUAGGUUAAGGUUUUUGGAUUUGUUUGGAAGCUCAGUUUAAUAAGGAGUAGGUGUUUAGGUAUUCUGGAAAAUGCAUCCAGGAAGUUACCAAAAAUGACAGUUUUUCUUUUAAAACUUUAUUUCUUAUGCUCUCUCCUGCUCAGGGUAGAUAUUACUCAGGUGGUUUGCACAAAAUUGAAACUCAAACAAUAUUUUCCAAGUCUUCUCAUUCUAGUGGUGGAAAAGAGGUUGACGGCUCAUGAACAAAGUGCCUACUGGCUUUUUUUUCACUCAACACGUUAAGAUAAGCUCUUUCUAGUUUCCCUUUUCAAAUGUAUUUGCACUCCUUUUGGUAGUUUAAUCGUUAUAUCAGACGGCGAUUACGUAGCACAGCUUAAAUUUUAUCUGUGCCAUUUAAAGGGUCAUAGCAACUCCCUUUACUCUGGUUCUCACUCUUUAAUUUUUGGUUCUUCCAGAUAUUCCUUUUUUUUGGACCGGCGUCCAGAAAACACCAGUGUUGAAAGACUUGGAAUUAUUAGGUACAUUUGUUACUUGACGAGAUUCAUAUGGAAGCCGCCCAGAGGAGCAAGUUUCGUUGCUUACUUUCGUCCGCAUAUUCCAGAGAUUUUGCACCUUAUUUGUUGUCAUAGUCACCUUACAGAAGCGGUAAUACAGGAUCUUAAAGAAACAGACGUAACGUAUGGUGAUGGCAGUUCGAGACAAGUUAUGAUACCAGGAGAGGACAAAGCAUUUGUUUUUGUAUCAGGAGGAAUGUGUCCAUUCAAUGAUGAGGACGUGAAUGAUGUUUUCCUCUGGUAAGCUUUUUUUAUACAUCACAUACCCAUGCAAGAACAAGGCCAGGAGCGCAUCCCAUCUUUCAAUAAUGAUUUGGAGGUAGAACAUCCACAAAGUGAUUCUUCGUCCACCUGAUUCCUGGUUGAAUUGGAAUUUGGAAAUGUUGGUUUUUGAGGAAAUUGAAAAAUCAUGAAAACUGAAUAAUCAUGCGAAUAGGUGGUUAAGCAUCCUUUUGACUUCGGCAGCAAGUUCUUUGAAGAUUUUUUUAUUAAUACCACGUGUAACGUAUGGCUGAUGCACGCGCUGGUACAAUAUUACACGUAAAGAAGACGUCUCUCAAUUUUUAAGAGGUACCCGGCCUCAUGUUGCAAGCAACUGUUGGACGCCAGCAUGUUUUUUGCCUACCUAGUUGAUUCCGAAUUCAUCCCAGCAGAGAAAGAAAAACAUGCAAAUUGAAUAGGUCAGGACUUUGUCUUCUAUAUUUGUUAAGCUUACUGUUAGGUAACCGUUAUUACAGCAUGGAUAUCUUUGGUUUACAUUUAAACAGGUUAUUAGAAGACGUGUUCAAGACUGAAUUACGAGUUCGUGUCGUUAAAGACGAAAACCUAGCAGAAGUAGAGUUCCAUAACACCUCGAUACCUACAGGAAGAACGAGUCUGUUGUGUAAAAUUCACUUGCCCAUCCAGAACAUUCCACGUGCGGUUAGUAUUACUACUAUCGGCUAAAACAUUUUAUAGACAUUAGCCUUCUGUAAAGUGUGGCGAUGACGAUCACAACGGUGAUGAUGAUGAUGAUUUAUUGCAGUGUAUCCAGAGGGCAGCUAUACAUCUGCCAUAAUAACUAGGAAACUAUUAAAAAACAUAAGCCUAUAAUAUAAUGUAAAUACCGUAGAUACCAAAAUACGAUAAAUAAUAUGAAAAAUGCUUUAGAAAACGAAGGAAAUAGUGGUAGAUUGAGGCUCAACCUAGGCGAAUAUGGCAUAUUCGACAUCAAGAAACCUUGUUUUGUCAGUCUUAUGAGUCAGUGAGUUAUUGUAAUUGUAAUUUGUUUACCCACGGAGCUCUUAGGAGUUCACAAGAACUCGUUGAAACGUUUCCGUGCGUUCCUGAUCGAAUUGGAAUUUGGAAGUGUUGGUCUUUAAGGACAGAGGAAAACCGGAGUACCGGAGAAAACCGUCUCGGAGUAAGGGAGAGAACCAGCAAGAAACUCAACUGGUUAUGGAGAGAACCAACAACAAACUCGGUAUGAGUUAGGGUUAGGGUUAGGGUUUGAGUUGGGGUUCGGGUGAGGGUUAGAGCUUAAGGUUAAGGUUUGUGUUCGCGUUUACGUUAGUUUUAGGGUGAGGUGACUCAUACACAUUCAAUUCUCGCCAUAUUCAGGUACGUUGAACGUCUUUAAUUAACGCGUAUACCGUCUGUAUUGCGGUGUGCGCCUUUUUUCCACUCAACAUGGCUUUGUUUUGCUACUUAAGUUGACAUCAUCUUUAAUUUGAUGGAAUCAGGUUUUACAAAUGUUGGUUCAAACUCUUUCUUUUUUUUAAUAUACAAUGUUGGUUUGCUUUCAGAAAUUGCAUUCAGCCUUUUCUGGUAUAACACAACGUCAUGCACAGCCUUCAAUCUUAAAAGUUUGCCUCCUGGCUGAUGAGUGGGGGUCAUCUAAGGGUGGCUUGUCAACAAUCAACAGAACGCUUGCCAUACAUUUGGCAAAACAACCAAACGUAGAAGUAACUAUUAUUGUACCUCAAUUUGAGUGCGGUGAAGAUGACAAGAGAGCCGCCAAGGCUCAUAACAUUUCCAUCAUGGAAGUACAUCGUCGCCCUGGCUUUAGUGAUCCUCUUGAUUGGUUGAGCUUUCCACCAAGAGACCUUGACAUUCAACUCGUGAUUGGUCAUGGUGCAAAGCUGGGUAAACAAGCUCAAUUCAUCCAAGAGUCUCAUUGUUGCAAGUGGGUGCAGGUAGUACACACCGAACCUGAAGAGCUAGCAAUGUAUAAGAACUAUCCUGGCGCAAUUACCAAGGGAGAAGGAAAGAACAGAGCUGAAGUUGAGCUGUGUCAACUUGCAGAUCUCGUUGUGGCAGUUGGGCCCAAGUUGACAGAAGCAUUCUCGUCCUACUUGCGUUCAUCUCACCAAGAUGUCUUCCAGCUGAUGCCAGGCACCUUUAAAGAGUUUUCAGAUGUUGAGCAUGCUACUACGCGAGCGAGUGCGAAGUUCAAGGUGUUAACCUUUGGCCGUGGUGAUUUUGAAGACUUCAGUCUCAAAGGAUACGACAUUGCCGCUCAAGCAAUAGUUGAAUUGAAGGACAGUUCUUACCGUCUUAUCUUUGUUGGUGUACCUGAUGGAAAGCAGGAUGAAGUCGCGGAAAUCUUAUGCCAGACGGGCAUUUCAAGAAAGCAGUUGUUUGUCAGGUCAUUCGUGAAAGAUAAGCAAAGAUUAGAAGAGUUGUUUUGUGAAGUUGAUGUGGCCAUCAUGCCUUCAAGAACUGAGGGAUUUGGCUUGACAGCUCUGGAAGCCAUGUCAGCCGGUCUCCCCAUUCUAGUAAGUGGAAACUCUGGAUUUGGAGAAGCACUGCGUUGUCUUCCAAUGGGUAUGUCAUUUGUGAUUGAUUCGGAUGACCCCAAGGAAUGGGCAAAGGCAAUAGCAGCUAUCCAACAAAAAUCUAGGGCACAGCGGCUUGAGGAAAUCCAAAGACUUCGAAGAAGUUAUGAAGAGAGAUUCAGUUGGGAGAGACAGUGCAAAUCCCUUGCUGACACGAUGUGGAAGAUGGUUUAUGGUAAGAAAUCAAAUUUGAUUUUCCCCGGCUACUAA
Molecule: messenger RNA, 14694 nt
Organism: Porites lobata
Lineage: Eukaryota; Metazoa; Cnidaria; Anthozoa; Scleractinia; Poritidae
Source: the annotation of a GenBank genome assembly